Messenger RNA from Aegilops tauschii subsp. strangulata, 2211 nucleotides. The record is from RefSeq and is a predicted model, not a curated record. NCBI's taxonomy places the organism in Eukaryota, Viridiplantae, Streptophyta, Magnoliopsida, Poales, Poaceae.
CCUGCCCGCGGAACUUGAGCGCACAGGACUCCAGACCUACCCCGCCGUCGAAUGUGAAUCCCUGCUGCUUGGCGCGAAGCGCCGCCUCCCCGAUGCAGCCGCUCCACCAUGCCCCGCGGCGUGCACGACGAAGUCUCCCACAGUCUAACGCACACCACGCUCGCCAUCGGAGAAGACGCAAACUCAACUCCCUCAUCCCCCGAAUCCGAGCCCUCACCCUCCAGAGCUCAGAAGCGGUUCCUCACCGCCGCCAACUCCACCCCCGAACGCGAACACUAGCACUCCUAGUUUACUUUCGAUUUAUAGAAAAACAGUCAAACGGGCUAGUCCACGGACCGAUGUGUAAUGGCGUCGGAUGACAAAUUGCGUCAGGACAGCACGCAAUCUGCGGGCGAUUCGGUGAUUUGAGGGAUGCCCCCACGUGACCCUACCCACGGUAGUCUACGUAGUCGACAUGCCGGAUGCCCUCCGGGGUCAUGUGCCGACAUCCAUGGUGGAUCGGAGGAUGCUAGCGAGCGCGAGACCUGACAGGCACGUCGGUAAAAUGGGCACAGCUCACGGGCACGGGGAUCCACAACCUCCACACACUCCCCCCCUCUCUUCCUCGUUCGCGGGCUGGGCCCCACUUCCCCUCCACGCCGUACGCGGACACGACGCUUCCGUCGCAACCCCCACACCUUUCCGUCCCGCCGGCCCAUCGCCCGCCGCCUCCCUGCGCACCCAGCCGAGGAGACCGCCAUGAUGGCGGGCGCCUCAGGCUCAGUCGAAGAGGAGGGAGGACUGAGGGCGGAGGAGUCCCCGUCCGGCGGCGUCGACGUCUGGAGCGACGCCGUCUCCUCCCACGCCCCGGAACACCUCCUCGUCAUGGUCCACGGCAUCCUCGGCAGUACCAAUGACUGGCAAUACGCAGCCAACGAAUUUGUGAAGCAGCUUCCUGAUGAUGUAAUUGUGCAUUGCAGUGAGAAAAACAUGAACACAUUGACUCUAGACGGUGUCGAUGUUAUGGGAGAACGCUUAGCAGAUGAGGUUCUUGAUGUAAUUAGUCGAAAGCCAGAGCUCACCAAAAUUUCUUUUCUUGCACACUCCGUUGGAGGCUUAGUAGCAAGAUAUGCAAUUGCAAAACUUUAUAGACAUCCAAAUAGCACGUUUGACAGCAAAGCUGAAGGAACCAUAUGCGGGUUGGAAGCGGUGAACUUUAUAACCGUAGCAACGCCUCACCUUGGUUCUCGAGGAAACAAGCAGGUUCCACUCCUCUUUGGAUUCAUUACGAUUGAGAAGGUUGCUUCUCGUGUCAUCCAUUGGAUAUUUAGGAGAACUGGGAGACAUCUUUUUCUUACUGAUAGUGCUGAGGGAGAACCGCCACUGUUGCAGCGUAUGGUUGAAGAUUAUGGCAAUCUUUACUUUAUAUCUGCUUUGCGAGCAUUUAAACGACGAGUGGCAUAUGCUAAUGCUGGUUGCGACCACAUUGUUGGCUGGAGAACAUCAUCUAUUAGAAGAAACACCGAGCUGCCUAAGUGGGAGGAAUCUGUAUGUGAGAAGUAUCCUCACAUUGUACAUGAGGAAUACUCUGAAGAAAUCAGCGAUGAGAAGUGUCAAGAUUUGGCAGCAGAUUGCGAUUUUGACUUACUGGAAGUUCAUUGUUGGUAUUCAACAGUCAACAUUCAACUUGAUGACUGCAAUCUUGGUGGGGCACUAAAUAGAAAAAAUGGUGACAGGGCUGAGACGCGUUUCAUGGGAAAAGGUAGAUGUUAGCUUCCACACGAGCAUGCGGAGUUUCGCAGCGCACAGCAUUAUCCAGGUCAAGUAUGCGUUUAUGAACGAAGGAGCGGACGUCAUACAGCACAUUAUAGACCACUUCCAGCUCUGAGAAUUUCCUUGGCAAUGCCACUAGCAAUGCAACCUGAAGCUCCAGACUGAAGAGGCUGUCCUACCUCUACUUACACACAUUAGUGACUCGAGAAGAAAACCGCAGUCAGCCCACAGCCACAGGGGAGGCCCGGUAGUAUCAAGUUAGAUCUAGAUUGUUAAUUUAUUGCUUAACGGUGUGUAACAGUGCGUUGUAAUGACUGUAUAUAAGAGUAAGUGCCACGAAUUGCUCCGUGCCGUCCGUUGCAAAGAAAGAUCACGUCGGAACGGAGAAAACAACACCAUCCUUGUUGGACACAUGUAUCGUUAUUAUGUGCCUUGUCACCAAUCUCACAUGUGACACUA